Messenger RNA from Salvia miltiorrhiza (redroot sage), 1833 nucleotides. RefSeq names its product lectin-like. Gene Ontology annotation, molecular function: carbohydrate binding. NCBI's taxonomy places the organism in Eukaryota, Viridiplantae, Streptophyta, Magnoliopsida, Lamiales, Lamiaceae. The transcript is spliced from 5 exons. The record is from RefSeq and is a predicted model, not a curated record. The coding region runs from base 849 to 1679 and encodes 276 amino acids.
CGUCCGUGCCACCGCCGGCUCGAAGACGUUUGAAGUCAGCUAUGAGUAUGAUUUGAGCGGCUUUCUUCCUUAGCAGGUUCAGGUAGGGCUCUCCGCCGCCACCAGACUAGACGGACCCACCACCCAUGAUAUCGUCUCAUGUGAAUCAGUAAUUACAUUUGGAAGGAUCCUAUGCAACUACAUAAUUCUGGCACAGCCAGUACCUUGUCGUCUCCGCUGCCGCCAAGGGCCGCCCACUGCCCUCUGUCACUGUCUACUGGCAUCUUUCUCUCUCUCUCGAUUCUCCUCACCACCAUCGCCUGCUGCCUCGCCGCCACCGCCGCGAUGUUCCACCUUUCCGUACAAUCACAAUACAGGAGUUGAUCGGCGUCGUCGACUCCGGUGCGGCAGCCCGCCUCCUGAUAAAUGGUAGUUUAUGAACACAAGGUCCAAAGGUGAUGAAAAAUAAAAUUGUUACACAACACCAAAAAUAUUAAAUGGAUGAUGGAAGGAAUGAGUUGGUUGAGCAACUCGAACUACAAUUGACGGUGAUGCAACUUAAGUUGAGAGUUACAAUGGUCGAAAAAAAUAAAAGCUGCAAAGAUGACAAAUGUAGUGUGGUCCAUUAUUAAUUUGGAAUUGAGUUACAAUGGUUGAUAUUUUAUUGUAUGCAUGGCUCCUGUUUUAUGGCAUGUGAUGAAACAAUGAAGGAUCCACAAUUGUGUGUAUACACUCGGUAGAUAAGAUUUAUUUUGGAAUUUUAAUAAGAAAACAUGAAAAUGCACAUGUACUAGCUAGUAGUAUAAAUAGGAGCAAGAGAGCAAACAUUUAGUACUCACACUGAAAUAUAAUAUUAGUAUUUGAAAGCCAUGGCUUCUUCCUUCCCCCAAACCCUAAUUCCUCUUGUUUGUUCCAUCACCUUCCUCCUCGCCCUGGCAACCACGCCGGGCGAUGCGACCUCCCGCACUGGCCACACGUCCUCCUUCAACCAAAAGCCGCCGCCUUUGAACACCGAAAUCCUGGAAGGCGACGCCCACUACGUCACUGACAACAACGGGGUUGACUUCAUCCGCCUGACGAAAACCGACGAGUCGGGCAAGGCGCUCCAGUACAGUGCCGGGCGAGCCUACUACGGGAAACCGCUCAAUUUCUGGGGAGAGGGGAUGCAGAUCGACUUUGAAGCAACCAUGAAAUUCAAAAUCAACCCCAACAGCGGUGACAAUGACCCGGCCGACGGAUUCUGCUUCUUCAUCGAGCCCCUGGAGGCCCCUAUGGGUGCCAGCGGCGGCAGCUUCGGAGUGUUCGACUCGUCCGGCAAGAAGGACUCAACUUUCGCCGUCGAAUUCGACCCCUACAUAAACACAAAUGAUCCGAACUACCGCCAUGUUGGGAUCGACAUUGAAUCUACUGAUUCAGUAGUAACCAUGAAGCUCGGCGACGAGCUUAUCGGGAACGUGGUGACCGCCAAAAUCAAGUACACGGCAGCUACGACAAUGAUAAACGUUAAGGUCACCAUCGGCUCGAAGAAUUAUGAGAUGAGCUGUUUGAAAGACUUGAGUACCGUUCUUCCGCAGGUGGUUAAAUACGGAUUUUCCGCCGCCACCGGCGGCCAAGUCGCCGUUCACGACCUCAUAUCCUGGCAAUUCACCACUACCCCCAACACCGUGAAGGGCAGCCGCGGCAUUCGUCAAGUUGUGUGAUUAUAUAAUGUAUGCCGUGAAUAAGGACUAGCGAUCGAGCGAGUAUCCUCUCGUUAAGUCUAGAAAUUAAAUAAGAGCUUUAUGCUCAAUCCCUUGGCUAUGUUUUCAUGUAUAUCACCUCAUUAAAAAAAAGUUUUGAUUAUGUUUAUGAUUA